CGGCUCCAACGCGUGCAUGCAUAUUGCAAACAUUAAUGGCUUCAGGGAAAUUCGCCUAUAUAAUCGCUGGUUUACGAGCGAGACGAGGAGAUAGAGUGAACUGAUAAUUUUCAGCAAUGGGAUUCUUUCAGAAGCAAUGGGUUUGCGUAUUGCUUCUUCUUUUGGGCAUUGUCUUGCAGUUGAGUGCAAUUUCUAUGGGAGAUGACAAGCUCGAUAAAGCGAGGUGGGGAGAUGACGAUGACUGUCGCUAUAGUAGGAGAGGCUGUGGCGGUGGCGGCUUUGGUCGUGGUCCACGUGGACGUUGGGGAGGACCGGGUCGUGGUGGUUUUGGUGGAGGAGCUGGAGGAGGUCUUGGUGGAGGUGCUGGAGGAGGUCUUGGCGGAGGUGGAGGUGGAGGAGGUGGGGGUGUUGGAGGAGGAUCAGGCCAUGGUGGCGGGUUCGGUGCAGGUGGAGGUGUUGGGGUUGGUGGGGGUGUUGGUGGAGGAGGAGGAGGUGGUGGUGGUGGAGGAGGUGGCGGGGGAGGAGGAGGUUUAGGUGGUGGGUCAGGACACGGGGGUGGCUUUGGAGCUGGUGGAGGUUUAGGGGGUGGCCAUGGAGGUGGAGCUGGUGGAGGCAUUGGAAUCGGCGUCGGAAUCGGCAUAGGAACAGGCCAUGGCUCCGGCAGUGGCUCUGGAAGCGGAGGAGGACAUUGA
Molecule: messenger RNA, 692 nt
Organism: Olea europaea var. sylvestris
Lineage: Eukaryota; Viridiplantae; Streptophyta; Magnoliopsida; Lamiales; Oleaceae
Product: glycine-rich cell wall structural protein 1-like
Exons: 3
Coding region: 117-692 (191 amino acids)
Source: RefSeq, a predicted model, not a curated record